Scutellospora calospora is the source of this 235-nucleotide messenger RNA. Lineage: Eukaryota; Fungi; Glomeromycota; Glomeromycetes; Diversisporales; Gigasporaceae. The record is from the annotation of a GenBank genome assembly.
AACCUGAAGAACCUGAGAAUGUAAGCGAUGAUUUUGUCCUCAUUGAAGACUUGGACGAAGAAAAAAUAGUAGACUCAAAUGUAUGGGUGGAAAUAUCAGCAGAUAAGACUGAGGAAGUGAUGGAUACAGAAGAUGAGGAUGAAGAAAUUUUAUCAGUUAAUGCUGCUAUUCAUCCAGCAGUCGACUCUAAUGCUAAAUGGGAUUUGAUUACACUUUUUAAUGAAUUAGAAUUGCC